AUAAUUAUAGUAUUAAACUAACUCAAAACUCACUACAAGAGAACAUCCUUAAAAUCAUGAACACACUACACUUGCUCUGCUUUCUCAUCUUCCUGGCUCUUCCCCUUAGACUUACAAGCAAACAAUAUUCCGGAGGCUUGAACGAAGACUACGAUGGCCCUUUUGAGGUGCAAGAAACAUACGAAGAAGAUGAGUUUGAUGAGUUCUUGAACUUGCCAAAUUGGGAAAGUGGUGGUCGGAAGAAGGAUGUCUCAAACGUCGAUGCAUUUGGUGCCGUUGGAGAUGGAGUUUCUGAUGAUACUAAGGCAUUUGUAGGUGCAUGGAAGAAAGCUUGUUCUAAACGUGGAAAUUCAAUUUUCUUGGUUCCAAAAGGGAAAAAAUAUCUAGUAAGUGCAACCAAAUUCAAAGGGCCUUGUGCUGGCAAGUUAGUAAUUCAGAUUGAUGGAACUAUUGUAGCACCGGAUAAUCCAAAAAUAUGGGACCCGGACCAUCCUCGAAUGUGGCUUGGAUACUACAAUUUGAGCAAUGUAUUUUUUCAAGGGAAAGGAGUCAUUGAUGGCUCGGGCAGCAAAUGGUGGGCAGCUUCUUGCAAAAGGAACAAAUCCGAUCCAUGCUUAGGAGCUCCAACGGCAUUUACCAUAGAUUCUAGCUCGCGUGUUAGGGUGAGAGACUUGACCGUGCAAAACGGACAACAAAUGCACUUUACUAUCGCGAGGUCCGAAAAUGUCCGAGUAUCCGGCGUGACAAUUUUGGCCCCGGGGAACAGCCCCAACAUUGAUGGGAUCCAUGUCACUACCUCGAGAAAUAUAGUGUUGCGGAAUUGUGUGAUUGGAACAGGUGAUGAUUGCAUAUCCAUUGUGAGUCAUAGCUCGAAUAUCAAGAUGAAGAAUAUAUAUUGUGGGCCCGGUCAUGGGAUAAGUAUAGGUAGCCUCGGCAAGAACAACUCCAUUGGCCAAGUGGAGACAGUCACACUCGACAAUGCCUUCAUUCGAGACACAACAAACGGAUUGAGGAUCAAAACAUGGCAGGGAGGCUCCGGCUACGUGAGGGCGGUGCGCUGCCAAAAUGUGAAGAUGGAAAACGUCUCAAACCCCAUCAUCAUUGACCAAUUCUAUUGUGAUUCACCAACAAAAUGUGAAGAUCAGGCUUCGGCUGUGGAAGUGAGUGAGAUAUUGUACAAGAACAUAACCGGGACUUCUGCAACGCGAAUCGCAAUGAAAUUCGCAUGCAGCGGAACAGUUCCCUGUAGCAAAAUAGUCCUCAACAACAUCAACUUGCAGAGUGAAAGUGAAGAUGGUUAUGAGGAGACCUAUUGUAAUAAUGCAUCUGGUUCCUUUCACGGCCAUGUUCAUCCACCUGCAGAUUGCCUACUGCAGAAGAGAGAAGGUGUUGUUGAGGAGAAAAUUAGCUAUCAACAUAACAUUCAUACGGAAUUAUGAGACAACGAGGUAGCAUAUGUUUAAGUAUGCGUGUGUGUUUU
This is a messenger RNA of Salvia splendens (bonfire salvia), 1480 nucleotides long. Its product is annotated as probable polygalacturonase At1g80170. The record is from RefSeq and is a predicted model, not a curated record. NCBI's taxonomy places the organism in Eukaryota, Viridiplantae, Streptophyta, Magnoliopsida, Lamiales, Lamiaceae. Gene Ontology annotation, biological process: carbohydrate metabolic process. Bases 57 to 1439 code for a protein of 460 amino acids. The transcript is spliced from 9 exons. Gene Ontology annotation, molecular function: polygalacturonase activity.